Lindgomyces ingoldianus is the source of this 974-nucleotide messenger RNA. RefSeq lists its product as uncharacterized. The record is from RefSeq and is a predicted model, not a curated record. Lineage: Eukaryota; Fungi; Ascomycota; Dothideomycetes; Pleosporales; Lindgomycetaceae. The transcript is spliced from 2 exons. The coding region runs from base 62 to 964 and encodes 300 amino acids.
CUAAAUUCGACCCAACUCGAUCCCAACUUCUUUGUCCGCCAGACUCUGACUACCGAGCAUCAUGGACGACAUAAACUGUGCGACUACGAAAAUCCCAGACUUUUGGACACCUGUUAGUGAUCCGGCCAGUAGAGAUUCCUCAACCCACUUUCCACUUGACGAUAUUAAUCUAGACACUGUAUCUAACGAGACUCUUAUUGCACUGCUGGAGACGGCACCGAUACUGCACAAGCUUGGAGGCACCGCCGUUGUUCGAUUAUCGCAGAACCUAGUACUAAAAGGUGGCACAUCUGUUUUGCCCUCGGAAGCGGAGAAUAUGAAGCUCGUUGCUGAGUCAACUAAUAUACGCCUACCUACCGUGUAUCGAAGUUUCAAUACCGCUGACCCAAAUGGUGGAUACUACCAGACCCGCGGAUACAUUGUUAUGGACUACAUUCACGGCGACUGCUUGGCUGACCGGUGGGCCCAUCUCACUCAUGAUCAACGCGAAAAUGUGGUCUUUCAAAUUGCCAACAUGGUAAACCAGCUACAAUCUCACCCCCUCGACUUCGCAGGCCCUGUAGGUGGGGGCCCAUGUCAGGGCAUGUGGUUCUCUGACUACGGAGCAGGACCUUUCAAAAACUGCGACGCGAUUGAAGAAUGGUUUAACCACAAGCUAUCUGUCUGCAAACGCUUCCGCCAAAUCCCAGACUCUGCUCCUCCAUUCGUAUUCAAGCGCUUCGUGUUCACACACCAGGAUAUUACGCCUCGGAACAUCGUCAUAGAUCCGCUGGGCCAAGCGUGGCUGAUUGACUGGGCGUUCUCUGGGUCCUACCCUGAAGUUUUUGAAGCCGCGGCGAUUGCUAGACAGCACCAAUUCCAGGAUUUUGGACAGCUGCUACUCCAACAUAUCCCGUUUGAAGCAGAGAAGGUCGUACAACUAAAGAGCAUCAUCUACGGCUUAACAACAGCAGCGUUGGCAUAGGGUUCUGCCU